CACACUUAUUUUUCAUUUCCCUCUUCUUUAUCAAACAUUGCACUCUCCUUAUCCUAAUUGUGUUACCUCACCAGUGACAAACUCCCCUAAUCUUCAUUGGCGAAUGACGUCUACCCCCACGAAACCCCUUACGUUAACAUCCCUCGUGGGUUGUCGCCACACUAUCGACCUACACUGUCGCACAUCUCAAACAUCGUCGUCCUCGAUACCAAUUGAGAGUCCGUCUCCAAGCAAUCGUUUCCACUUGCUCUAAUCCCAAAGACGCAAAACGAUCUCACGACUCUCGUUGUCCUUUUGAUUUCCUUCUCUAUUGUUUCCACUUGCUAAUUGAGUCUGAGAGUCUAAGACGUAGAACAUGUCCGAAAGUAUGAAGCCCUUCGACUACACCUCGUCGCCUCUGCCUGAAGCACCUCUGCUUCCAGGUCCUCUAGGCGCUUGCUCAUCUCGUUGCUCCCUCUCUGAAGAUGGUGAGUGGAGAAUAAUUCUGCUGAGAUACUUCAAUCAUAUUGGAGCUCACGAAAGUGGGAAAGUUGUUGUUAGAAGAUUACAAGAGUUGAAUGUUGAUGGUCAUGAUUACCCUACAAAAUAUGGCAGUGCUAUCAGGGAUUACAUCCAUGUGAUGGAUUUGGCUGAUGGUCAUGUUGCAACACUUAAAAAUCUAGAGGACUUGUGUUAUAUAUUUUAUGGUGGUGGUUUGUAGGGCAAAAUAUGCGAAGGGAAAGGCCAAACCUUGAUCCUAGCGUUAUGUGGAGAAUAAGAAAAUGAAAAAAAAUGACGAUGUACUUUCCUUAAUAUCUUUUUACCAUAUUAUACCAUCAAAAUUUUCUGGUGUAAUAUUGUUAUAACACAAAGUUCAUUUUUUCAGUUUUUUACUAUAAUGGUGGAUGACAUGUUAUAACAUAAACUGCAUAUUAUAGCAAUGUACUUUCGUUAUGCAAUGUUAGACAAAGUUGUAUUUUUUUCAUUUAUUUAUCAUACUUUUCUGUUAAAGAAAGUUGUUUUCUUUUCAUUUUUUAAUGUUGUAUGAUCUAGUGCAAUUAAAAGAAUAGAUGAAAAAAAGGCAAUUUGGUCCUUUCUUAUGUUGUUAUUUGUUUUUGUUUUUAUUUUAUUUUUUUGGUUUUUUUAGAAAUUGUUUCUAACUUUACAAAACUACCAUUUAAUUUUUUUCAUUAAUUUAUACAACCUUUUAAUUGCACAAAAAAGCAAUGUACUUUUGUAAAAUGCUAUGAUUGAACUUUUUGUUCAUUGUUUAUUCUACCAAAUGAUAUCAAA
Messenger RNA from Lactuca saligna, 1272 nucleotides. The record is from the annotation of a GenBank genome assembly. Lineage: Eukaryota; Viridiplantae; Streptophyta; Magnoliopsida; Asterales; Asteraceae.